Molecule: messenger RNA, 1674 nt
Organism: Macadamia integrifolia
Lineage: Eukaryota; Viridiplantae; Streptophyta; Magnoliopsida; Proteales; Proteaceae
Product: UDP-glycosyltransferase 74B1
Exons: 2
Coding region: 40-1467 (475 amino acids)
Molecular function (GO): UDP-glycosyltransferase activity
Source: RefSeq, a predicted model, not a curated record
AAUGGACAACCCAUCUCAGAUUGAAGCAAGAAACCGGAAAUGGGGAGAGAGCAGGAAGAGCAAGUCCGGGGAGGUCAUGUGGUGGUGAUGCCAUAUCCAAGUCAAGGUCACAUAAACCCACUUCUCCAAUUUGCCAAACGCUUAGUCUCAAAAGGGCUCAAAGCCACAAUAGCCACCACCCAUUAUACUGUCAAGUCUAUUUACGCCACCAAUAUUGGCGUCGAAGCCAUCUCCGAUGGAUACGACGAGGGUGGGUUUCCUCUCGCCCCUGAUACGGGUACCUACCUCACGGCAUUCAAGACCUGCGGGUCUAAAACCCUGAGUGAACUCAUCAGGAAAUUUGAAACCACAGCCUCCCCUGUUACCUGUGUUAUAUAUGACGCUUUCCUUCCAUGGGCACUUGAUGUUGCCAAACAACACGGCAUUUGUGGAGCUUCGUUCUUCACUAACUCUGCCACCGUCACCUGCUUAUUCCAUCGCAUUCAUAAAGGCCUCCAUACUUUGCCUAUUAAGAUUGAAGAUACACCUCUCUCCAUACCUGGACUUCACAAAUUGGACUACCCUGAUUUACCUGGUUUUGUCAAAUCCCCUGAUUCCUAUCCUGCUUAUUUAGCUAUGAAACUGAGUCAAUUUCAUAAUCUUCACCAAGCUGAUUGGAUCUUCGGAAACACUUUUGACGAUUUGGAGUUGCAACUCCCGGCUGCAGAAGGGGUAUGUGAGCUAUGGAGAGGAACAUUGAUUGGGCCGAUGAUCCCAUCAGCUUACCUGGACGGGCAAAUAGAGGGUGACAGAGGAUAUGGAGCUAGUCUCUGGAAGCCAUUAGACCACAAAUGCAAGAAAUGGCUUGAACAAAAACCAGCUGGUUCUGUGGCCUAUGUAUCAUUUGGAAGCUUGGUCGCAUUAACUCCAAAACAAAUGGAAGAAAUUGCUUGGGGACUUAAGGAGAGUGGUCGCCAUUUCUUAUGGGUGGUGAAGGAAUCUGAGCGUGAGAAAUUGCCUCAAGGUUUCAUUGAAGCAACUGAAGAGAAAGGGUUAGUAGUGACUUGGUGCCAACAACUAGAGUUGCUAGCACACAAAGCAAUAGGCUGCUUUGUAACACAUUGUGGAUGGAAUUCAACACUGGAGGCUCUGUGUCUUGGUGUGCCAAUGGUGGGAGUGCCCAAGUUUGCAGAUCAAUACACGAAUGCUAAGUUUAUUGAGAACGUUUGGGGUGUGGGUGUGAGAGCUAAGGAGGAAGAUGAUAAGGGGACUGUGGGGAGAGAAGAACUUCAGUUGCGUUUAAGAGAAGUAAUGGAUGGAAAGAGAAGUCAGGAGAUGAGAAGGAAUGCUGAUAAGUGGAGGGAGUUGGCCAAGAAAGCAGUUUCUAAAGGUGGAAGUUCAGAUAACAAUAUUAAUGAAUUUGUUGCACAAGUUUGCAGUGAUGGGAAGAAGAGAGUCGAGGAAGAGAAGCACAUGAAUGGAUUUUAGGUUAAUUAGAUGUUUACUGAGACCAGACUCCAACAGUAUUCUUGGCUUAAUUCUUUCUUGAAUGGUCUGAUAAAGGCUGUUUUUGUCGACAUUUUCUUUUUCUUGAGUCAUAGUUUCCCCGUUAAUUGGUCAAUGUAUGGUCAAGGUCUUUCAUUGAUGGUUAGUUAGACAAUUUCUAUUCUAUAAUAGAAUUUCAAUUUCUUCUAA